GUUUGUAUUUAUUAGGAAGUAAAACAAAGUGCACAUGUGGCCGCUGGCUCCGCCUCAGCAUGUGACAGCGCGCAGGCUGAGUCAGCCGGCCCGUCACGCAGCGUCAGUUUGGAGUCGCACAAUUAUGAAAAAGCAUCCUUCCGUUGGAGCUGCAGCCGAAGCGGAUCUCAGUAACGUCCACCGGGCUUUCCUUCCAAGGCUAACCGCGGGCACCGCCGAUAGAUGGAUAAAAGCCACGACGCAGCUCUUCCUCAGUCUCAACGGUGAAGAGAAUGUCCCAGAAACCCUGGAUAGAAAGGACCUUCACCAAGCGGGAAUGUGUGUACAUACUUCCAGUGUCAAAGGAUCCUCACAGAUGCCUUCCAGGAUGUCAGAUUUGCCAGCAGCUCGUCCGGUGCUGCUGCGGCCGGCUGGUGCGCCAGCACGUUGGCUUCACAGCCAGCUUGGCCACCAAGUACUCGGACGUGAAGCUGGGUGAGAACUCAGCACUGCCCAUGCCUGAACUGGAAGGAUGGUCUGUGGAAAAACACACGGAGGAGAGCUCCACAGACGCCUAUGGUGUCAUCAACUUCCAGGGAGGGUCUCAUUCAUACAGAGCCAAGUAUGUUCGUUUGUCUCACAACUCUCGGCCUGAGAGCAUCCUUCGGCUGAUGCUGAAAGAGUGGAAUAUGGAGCUACCCAAGAUCCUCAUCUCUGUCCAUGGAGGAGUUCAGAACUUCGAGCUACACCCUCGAAUCAAACAAGUGGUGGGAAAGGGCCUCAUCAAAGCAGCAGUUACCACAGGGGCCUGGAUUCUCACUGGAGGGGUCAACACAGGUGUGGCAAAGCAUGUGGGAGAUGCUCUGAAAGAACACUGUUCACGAUCAUCAAAAAAGAUUUGCACUAUUGGGAUUGCACCAUGGGGAGUCAUUGAAAACCGAAGUGAUCUAAUUGGCAGAGACAUUAUUGCUCCAUAUCAGACACUACUCAACCCUCUCAGCAAACUCAAUGUUCUCAACAACCUGCAUUCUCAUUUCCUCCUGGUGGACGAUGGGACCGUGGGCAAGUAUGGCGCCGAGGUCCAGCUGCGAAGAGACCUGGAAAAGCACAUAAACCUCCAAAGAAUACAUGCACGGAUCGGUCAGGGUGUUCCUGUUGUGGCCUUGAUCUUCGAGGGUGGACCCAACGUGAUCCUCACUGUGCUGGAGUACCUUCAGGAGAGCCCUCCUGUCCCAGUGGUGGUGUGCGAGGGCACGGGCCGUGCUGCUGACAUACUGGCCUACGUCCACAAGCAGACGGAGGAGGGAGGAGGUCUUCCCGAUGGAGUAGAGACUGACAUCAUCGCAACCAUCAAGAAAACCUUCAACUUUAGCCAGAGCGAUGCCAUCCAUCUCUUUCAGACCUUGAUGGAGUGCAUGAAGAGUAAAGAACUGAUCACUGUGUUUCACAUCAGCUCAGAGGAGCACCAGGACAUUGACGUAGCCAUUCUGAGGGCUUUACUCCAAGGCACAAAUGCGUCUUCCUUCGACCAGCUGGCCCUGACUUUGGCCUGGGAUCGUGUUGACAUUGCCAAGAAUCACGUGUUUGUGUACGGACAGCAGCUCCUGGUGAGCUCUCUGGAGCAAGCGAUGCUGGAUGCGCUCGUGAUGGACAGGGUGGAUUUCGUCAAGUUGCUGAUAGAAAACGGAGUGAGCAUGCACCGUUUCCUGACAAUCAGUCGUCUGGAGGAGCUCUACAACACGAAACAACUUCCAAACAACCCGACUCUUCUGCAUCUCAUUAGAGAUGUUAAACAGAGUCAUCUGCCCCCAAAUUAUAAAAUCUCUUUGAUUGACGUGGGCCUGGUUAUCGAGUUUCUGAUGGGUGGAACUUACAGGUGCAACUACACCAGGAAACGUUUCCGAAUCAUUUAUAACAACCUGCAUGGAAACAAUAGGAGGUCAGGGCGGCACACAGCAGGGCCCGGGUCCCAGUUAAGGAAAAACCACGAGUCGUUUAGUAUGCAGGCCGACAAGAAGGAGAAGACGAGGCACAACCACUUCAUCAAGACCGCCCAGCCGUACAAACCCAAGCCGGAGUCUUCAACAGAGCAGAGCAAGAAGAACAAGGAAGAGAUUGUGGACAUCGACGACCCAGAGACACGCCGGUUCCCCUACCCUUUCAAUGAACUGCUGGUGUGGGCUGUGCUAAUGAAAAGGCAGAAAAUGGCCCUGUUCUUCUGGCAGCACGGAGAAGAGAACAUGGCCAAAGCGCUGGUGGCGUGUAAACUGUGCCGGUCCAUGGGCUACGAAGCCAAGAAAAGCGAUAUGGUGGACGACACGUCGGAGGAGUUCAAGGAAUAUUCAAACGAGUUCGGGACCUUAGCAGUGGACCUGCUGGAGCAGUCCUUUAGGCAGGAUGAAACCAUGGCCAUGAAGCUGCUGACGUACGAGCUGAAGAACUGGAGCAACUCCACGUGUUUGAAGCUCGCCGUCUCCUCCCACUUGCGUCCCUUUGUGGCCCACACCUGCACCCAGAUGUUGCUGUUCGACAUGUGGAUGGGACGGCUGAACAUGCGCAAGAACUCCUGGUACAAGGUGAUUCUGAGUACCUUGGUGCCUCCUGCCAUCCUGCUGUUGGAGUACAAGUCCAAGGCUGAGAUGGCUCACAUACCUCAGAGUCAGGACGAUCAUCAGAUGACCAUGGAGGACAGUGAACACAACUUCCAGAAUGUAGCUGAAGACAUCCAGAUGGACGUGUUUAAGGAGUCCAGAUCCGGUGACCAUGUGGAUCCAAAGCAUGACAUGGAGACCCACGUUCGCUCCAGGAAGCUGCCCUUAGGACGGAAGAUUUACGCUUUCUACCACGCUCCCAUCGUCAAGUUCUGGUCAUACACGCUCUUCUACCUGGGUUUCCUGAUGUUGUACACGUAUGUGGUCCUGGUGAAAAUGCCAGAAUGGCCUUCCCCUCAGGAGUGGCUGGUCAUCCUCUACAUCUUCACCUUAGCCAUUGAGAAAAUUCGAGAGAUGUUCAUGUCUGAAGCAGGCAAAAUCAGCCAGAAGAUAAAGGUGUGGUUCAGCGACUAUUUCAACAUGUGUGACUUUCUGGCCAUAGUGAGCUUCUUUAUUGGCUUUGGCUUAAGGCUAGGUGGGGGAAUUGUCUUCGUCCCCGGGAGGACAGUUUAUUGUCUCAAUAUCAUUUUCUGGUAUGUGCGACUCCUGGACCUUCUUGCUGUCAACCAACAAGCAGGGCCGUACGUCACGAUGAUCGCAAAAAUGGUGGCGAACAUGUUUUACAUUGUGGUAAUAAUGGCUAUCGUCCUGCUGAGCUUUGGAGUGCCCAGACAAGCCAUUCUGUACCCAAACGAGGAGCCCAGCUGGAAACUAGCCAAAGACGUCGUGUUCCAGCCAUACUGGAUGAUGUACGGGGAAGUGUACGCUUAUGAAAUAGACGUAUGUGCCAAUGACAGCCAAGUCCAGUCGCUGUGUAAUACAGGUCAAACGGUUUGGCUGACUCCUUUCCUACAAGCAGUCUACCUCUUUGUACAGUAUAUACUAAUGGUCAACCUUCUCAUUGCCUUCUUCAACAACGUGUACAUACAAGUGAAGUCUAUUUCUAAUUUGGUGUGGAAGUACCAGCGCUACCACGUCAUCAUGGCAUACCAUGAAAAGCCUGUCCUCCCACCCCCCUUCAUCCUGCUGAGCCAUAUCUACUCCCUCUUCUGUAUGUGUGGAAAGAGGAAGAAGGAAAACACCUACGGACCAAAGUUAUUUCUCACUGAGGAAGACCAGAAGAAGCUUCAUGACUUUGAGGAGCAGUGUGUGGAGACAUACUUUCAUGAAAAGGACGAUCAGUUUCACACAGGGAGUGAGGAACGCAUCCGUCUUACUUCAGAAAAGGUCGAGACCAUGUGUUUGCAGCUGAGGGAGGUCGGUAACAAGGUCAACUUCAUAAAGCGUUCUCUGCACACGCUGGACUCGCAGAUCGGCCACCUGCAGGACCUCUCGGCGCUGACUGUGGACACUCUGAAGACCCUCAGUGCUCAGAGGGCCUCGGAGGACAGCAAGGUCCACAAUCAGAUCACACGGGAACUCAGUGUGUCUAAGAAUGUGGUGCCCAGCAUCGCCCCCGUGGCAACAGACACUGGCCCUCACUCCAAAUCCUCUGUGAUGGGCAAGCGCAGUGUUGGGGCCUAUUUCGGCUCCUCCUUCCCCCAAGCAGGAACUAAUAUAGCCGAUUCACUGUUUGGUGUUGGUGUGAGUGGUGGACCUGGGAUGGACAGUAGCCGGAGACUUGGGCCCAGCCCUGGAAUGGGACUGGAGCUGGACCCCAGCCUUAACCCAGCGUUGAGUCCAGAGAGGAGGGCGCUGUUCGGCCUCGGCCUCCUCGCUGCAGACGCCGGCUCCUCCGGCAGUGCCUGCUCCAGUGCCUUUGUCCAAAGCGUCGUGCCAAGCGCCCCCAUGGAGCUGCGUCUUCGAGGCCACUCUCUCACCCAGAGCAAACUGACCCGUCCACAAGAAUCGGGCCUUCCCGACUCCCCAUCCAGCCUGCCCAACGUCCCCUCCCCCGAGGCUCAGUUCCACAUCAGCAGCACCCCCUCGCAGCCCAGUGGCUCCAGCCACCCGGAGCUCGCCCCCGCUGGUCCUUACCAGCACCUUCAGCCACACCACACCAGUGUUGAAUUUGGUGCCUUUGUGGGACAUAAGGACAGUGUAGACCUCCAGCACUCUACACCCAAAGACGCCUCCAGCUUCCAGCAAAGCCCAUGUUCACAAACCAGACUGCAGGCUCAUCCUGAAGGUCACGGUCUCAUUAGAACAGUCAAUUCUUAUGCUGGCUUCACAGAACUGAACAAAAGUCCAGCCUUCCUCCAUCCUGACUCCACUCUUACGAAGAAAGAACGGAGCAGGGUGUCGGCUGAAGACAUCCGCGUACAGGAGGCCGCAGCACCUGAAAGAGUUCAGGUCAAAUCUGCCCAAGCCAGCAGCCAACGUGCCCCUGGGGACAAUGCACUGAAUGCUGCAGUUUCUCUCUACAUGCCGCACCACACCCACCUGGGAAGCAGGAAAGAUUGUCCCCUCCUUUUCUCUGUAGCUAUUGGCUCCCCGUUCAAGCCCGUGGAAAACUACCAGUACUCAGCUGUUGAGCGCAACAACCUGAUGAGGCUCUCCCAGAGUAUUCCGUUCACUCCUGUGCCCCCUAGAGGGGAACCAGUUACUGUGUAUCGCCUGGAGGAGAGCUCGCCCAACACUAUCAACAACAGCAUGUCUUCCUGGGCCCAACGGGGCCUCUGUGCCAAAAUAGAGUUCCUCAGCAAGGAGGAAAUGGGUGGAGGACUGAGGCGGGCCCUUAAAGUGCUCUGCACUUGGUCAGAGUAUGACAUCCUAAAACCAGGACACCUGUAUAUAGUUAAGUCGUUCCUUCCUGAGGUGGUCCACACCUGGCAGAGCAUCUACAAGGAGGACACUGUGCUGCACCUUUGUCUCAGGGAAAUUCAACAACAAAGAGCUGCUCAGAAGUUGACAUUUGCCUUUAACCAAAUCAGGCCAAAGACGAUUCCUUAUUCGCCAAGGUUUCUGGAAGUGUUCCUGCUCUACUGUCACUCUGCUGGACAGUGGUUUGCAAUUGAAGAGUGCAUCACCGGAGAGUUCAGGAAGUUCAACAACAACAACGGAGACGAGAUCGUCCCCACCAACCUCCUGGAGGAAACCAUGCUGGCCUUCAGCCACUGGACCUACGAGUACACCCGCGGGGAACUGCUGGUGCUUGACCUGCAGGGUGUGGGAGAGAUUCUGACUGAUCCGUCAGUCAUAAAGAGUGGUGAGAAGGGAUCAUAUGAUAUGAUAUUUGGACCAGCUAACCUGGGGGAUGACGCCAUUAGAAACUUUCGUGCAAAACACCACUGCAACUCCUGCUGUCAGAAACUUAAACUUCCUGAUCUUAAAAGGAACGACUACACACCAGAUAAGGUGACAUUUCCACAGGAAGACCCUUCCAACCCAGGGGGCGGAGUCAAAGAGUCACGCCAAUCCAUGAGACUGAUGCUGUGAUCAGUUGAGGGGAUCAAAUAUUCAUUUGACCUUAGUCCGUGACCAGAGAAAGGACCACAAUCAACUGGAUGAAUCGCACCUGGGAUCCACUGCAUGAGGCCUGUGUCAUAUUUUUGUUAGUAUCACCUAAAUGCUGUGUCGUACACAAUUCAGCCAUUUAAACAAUUUUUUAGUGGCAGGAAACAUUUUAAAUGUAUUUUGUACACAUUUAUAAAUAUAUUAUACAUCUAUAAAUACACAAACAGGCUAUAUCGUCAGGUACAAUAUCAUUAUAGAGGGUUUAUUAUUUAUUUUGAAAUUUAAGAAGUUGCCUUGUUUAAACAAAGUAAAAAAAAAAUGAAUUUAAGUGCAUUGUACAUUUGUUACAGCAGCUUAGAGGGCGACAGGCUGCUGAGAUCCAUUCACUGCAGUUUGCAAACACUUCACUUUUAUAAAUGUAUAAAGACUUGUAUCACAGCUUUUGUCUUUUAGUUAAUUAAAAUAUAAACAUGAAUUUGGAAAUCUUGUAAAAUAUGGGCAGAUUGCAAUGCAACUUUUACAGAAAAAUAUAUGUAAUUUUAUUGUAUUGAAAGUGUGUCCACCAAAAUAUUGCCAAUAGUUUUUAUUGUUACAAAGGUACUAUUCCUAUAUCUUUGUCAUCAACUAUUGUAUGAGCAAAUUACAAUCGAGUGUAUCUUAUAGAUACUGUUGUCUGGCAUGAGCUCAGCAGAUAAGAUAUUUUAUUCAGGGGAACUGACAGACGUAAGGGUAUUGCUGUAUACAUUUUGUACUGGAUAUCAUUUUAAACAAAUAAAGUAUUAAAAAGCUUGA
Molecule: messenger RNA, 6818 nt
Organism: Betta splendens (Siamese fighting fish)
Lineage: Eukaryota; Metazoa; Chordata; Actinopteri; Anabantiformes; Osphronemidae
Gene: trpm7
Product: transient receptor potential cation channel, subfamily M, member 7
Exons: 40
Coding region: 273-6008 (1911 amino acids)
Biological process (GO): monoatomic cation transmembrane transport; protein tetramerization; protein phosphorylation
Cellular component (GO): membrane
Molecular function (GO): calcium channel activity; ATP binding; protein serine/threonine kinase activity
Source: RefSeq, a predicted model, not a curated record